Messenger RNA from Musa acuminata subsp. malaccensis (wild Malaysian banana), 4020 nucleotides. RefSeq names its product pentatricopeptide repeat-containing protein At4g14850-like. Gene Ontology annotation, molecular function: RNA binding; protein binding; zinc ion binding. Gene Ontology annotation, biological process: RNA modification. Gene Ontology annotation, cellular component: intracellular membrane-bounded organelle. NCBI's taxonomy places the organism in Eukaryota, Viridiplantae, Streptophyta, Magnoliopsida, Zingiberales, Musaceae. The record is from RefSeq and is a predicted model, not a curated record.
AGUCGGCUUGGAUUGGGCCCAAUAAUUAUGGCCUGACUCGAGUUGGACUGCGUCUGCAUGUAUGCUGCUUCCCAACCCGUCCUACGCUUCUUCUCUUCCAUGGGGUUGUGAUGAAGCUUUGCCGCCUCCCCCUUCCCACCUCUUUGCCCUUCAAGCCCUUCCACACCGCCGCCGUAUCCAUCCUCGAAGACCAUCUCACUCCCGCCUCCGCCGCCAAUCUCUCUUCCCACCUCUCCCCUCCACCGGAAUCCCCGGCCUCCUCUGUCUCCAAUCUCACAACCCUCAUCUCCGCCACCCAGUCCGUCGGCGGAGCCGCUCAGAUCCACGCCCACCUCGCCAAGUGCGGCCUUUCAUUCGGCCCUCCUUUCCGCCACCACCUCCUCACCCUGUACUCCAGAUGCCGCUCCCCCGAAUCCGCCCGCAAGCUCUUCGACGAAUUCCCCGACCCGGACCACAUCUCCUGGUCCGCCCUCAUCUCCGCGUACUCCAACAACGGCCUCGGCCGCGAGGCGCUGUUGUCCUUCAGAAAGAUGCGAUGUUUGGGCGUUCGGAGCAACGAGUUCACACUUCCGUCCGUCCUCAAGGCCUGCUCUGUCUCCUCCGACUUCAUCGCUGGCACACUAGUCCACGCCUUCGUCAUAGUCACCGGGUUCGAGUCCGACGUCUUCGUUGCGAACACCCUCGUUGUCAUGUACGCCAAUUUCGGCCUCCUCUUAGAUUCCAAGAGAUUGUUCGACGGCAUUACUGACCGCAAUUCUGUCUCGUGGAACGGAUUGCUCGCAGGCUGUGUAAGGAAUGAGAGGUUCGAGGAGGCAGUGUCAUUGUUUCAGGAGAUGGUGAUGGAUGGAAUGAGGCCGAAUGAGUUUGGCUUCUCCUGCAUCCUAAAUGCAUGCACUGGCUCGCAGGAUUUAUCCUGCGGGAGGGCAGUUCAUGGCUACCUUACCAGGCUUGGAUACCACUCGGACCCUUUUACCACCAAUGCUCUUGUGGAUAUGUACGCCAAGUUGGGAAACGCCAAAGCUGCAGCUAUGGUUUUUGGAAAAAUUGCUCGACCGGAUAUCGUUUCAUGGAACUGUUUUAUUGCUGGUUGUGUUCUUCAUGGGCAUGAUAGCCGGGCAUUGGCAUUGUUGGUGGAGAUGAAGGCAUCAGGAAUGGUUCCAAAUGUGUUCACUCUGUCUAGCGUUCUUAAGGCUUGUGCAGGAACAGGGAUGCUGGAUUUAGGCAUGCAGAUACAUGGUAACUUGAUCAAGGCUGGUUCAGAUUCUGACUCAUUUGUCGGUGUUGGACUUGUUGAUAUGUAUGCAAAAUGCAAUUGUUUAGAUGAUGCAAUGAAGGCCUUUUACUUGAUCCCUGAACAGGACUUAAUAUCAUGGAAUGCUUUGAUCUCGGGGUGUUCACAUAGUGGGAGUGAUGAUGAAGCCCUCGCCUGCUUCUCUGAGAUGAGAAGAGAAGGUCUGAACUUUAACCGAACCACUCUGUCGGCAGUUCUUAAGUCCACAGCAAGCUUGCAGGCAAUUACUGUAACCAAGCAGGUGCAUGGACUCGCAACAAGAGCAGGGUUUUUGUCAGAUCCUCAUGUAGUAAAUGGUCUCGUUGAUGCAUAUGGGAAAUGCAGUUGCCUGGAGGAGGCAGGGAGAGUCUUUGAGGAAUGCCAAUCUGGUGAUGUGGUGGCUUUCACAUCUUUGAUUACAGCUCACUCCCAGAGUGGGCAAGGGGAGGAAGCUAUCAAAGUCUUCUGUGAGAUGCUAAAUCAGGACCUGAAACCAGAUUCAUUUGUUUGUAGUAGCCUUCUUAAUGCCUGUGCUAGUUUAUCUGCCUAUGAACAAGGGAAACAGAUACAUGUACAUGUGCUAAAGAUGGGGUUUAUGUAUGAUGUGUUUGCUGGGAAUGCACUCGUUAACAUGUAUGCAAAGUGUGGUAGUGUUGAAGAUGCCACCUUAGCUUUCUCUGAGAUACCAGAGAGGGGGAUUGUCUCAUGGUCUGCUAUGAUUGGAGGACUCGCCCAACAUGGGCAUGGGAAGAAGGCCUUGGAUUUAUUCUCUAAGAUGCUUGAUGAGGGUCUAUCUCCAAACCACAUUACCUUGACUAGUGUUCUUUGUGCUUGUAAUCAUGCGGGCCUUAUUGAUGAGGCAAAACAAUAUUUUGAUCUGAUGGAAGAGAUGUAUGGGGUUCAACGAACACAAGAGCAUUAUGCAUGCAUGAUUGACCUUCUUGGGCGUGCUGGUAGAUUAAAUGAAGCAAUGGAACUCGUGCAUCGUAUGCCUUUUGAAGCCAAUGCUUCAGUAUGGGGAGCACUCUUAGGGGCUUCUAGGGUUCAUGGAAAUAUAGAAUUGGGUAAACAAGCAGCUGAGAUGCUCUUUGCCCUUGAGCCUGAGAAGUCUGGAACACAUGUGCUGCUUGCAAACAUGUAUGCUUCAGCAAGCAUGUGGGACAAUGUUGCCAAAGUCAGAAGGUUGAUGAAAGAUAGCAGGGUGAAGAAGGAGCCUGCAAUGAGUUGGGUUGAAAUGAAAGACAAAAUUUAUACUUUCAUAGUGGGGGAUAGAAGUCAUGAUAGGACAGCUGAGAUAUAUGCUAAGCUAGAAGAGCUUGGGGACCUAAUGAGAAAAGCUGGAUAUGUUCCUAUGGUUGAGACUGAUCUCCAUGAUGUGGAACCAGGGGAGAAGGAAGUUCUCCUUUCUCAUCACAGUGAGAAGCUUGCUGUUGCAUUUGCAUUGAUCAGUACUCCAGCUGGAGUUCCAAUUAGAGUGAAGAAAAAUCUUCGAGUGUGUAGAGAUUGCCACACAGCAUUCAAGUUCAUAUGCAAGAUUGUUUCCACAGAGAUAGUACUUAGAGAUAUCAAUCGGUUUCAUCAUUUCAAGGAUGGGGCAUGUUCUUGUGGGGAUUAUUGGUGAUUGUGGAGUUGACUGAUACUACUUUCCUCAAGUUCAAAGAUGUGCUUUCUGGUUAACCAAUGCUAGCAGUAAGACAGAGAACAUAUUGAAGCCAAGAUUAGUGAAACAUAAUUUUUUUGAGGAUUUGGGAUGUAUCUUGCUCAGCUUCUCAGGUUGUAUGAUCAGAUAUUUCUUUCUUCUAUGAAUUAGUUUCUGGAUUAUCGAAGAACAGUAUAAUUCCUUAUGAUAUCAUCUUUCCCAAAUCAGAGUACAGAGAUCACAAGGUUUGUUAAUUUUGACCUUCCUUGAUCUUUGGUUUGCAUUUGCCAUCUUAAAUUGUCUCUUAAAAUUCUUCUUUACUAUGCUACAAUAUUGACUUCAGAUUACUUGCAUCAUACUGUUUACUGUUUUAUCUGCUUUCUCCUCUGGUUUUCAAAUCUCUGGUUAGCACAGUUUUCCAUAUACCUUUAGUGGUUUAUCCUUAAAAUGGUUGUAUCUAGGAGUGACAAAUUGUCGACUGAUGCCUUUUUUGUGUUCUCUUUAUUAGGUGUUUCCCAAGAUUUACUAGAGAGUGCAGUAAAAUCACCUAACCCUUAUUAGGUUCAAUGUUUUGGAAUAUAGGAGAUUUUACAAGACCAUAGGAUGAUGUGUAUUAUUAAAAGGUAAAAAUGACCAAAUCUUAAAUGAUUGUUGGAAUAAAUUAAGAUCAUUCCUAAUUUGUCUAUAAUGCUCUAUAUUUUUUUAUUUAUUGUGAAGCAAAGUAUGUUGCAUUUUCAUGUUUUAGAAUAUAGGAGAUUUUAAAUGACCAUAGGCAUGAUAUAAGAUUAUUUUUUAGAUGAUCAGAAUUAGUCCAAGAUUGAACUUGAGUUCUAAUUGAUAUAGCCAAAGGUAGUAAUUUUCUUAGUUGAGUUUGCUCUAUUGUGAAGUCCAUAUCAGAUCCAUCAACCCAUCAUCUUUGCUCUCCAUAUUGGUUCCAUGAGAUCCUUCUGAAUCCCCAAGCUUUUCCAGCUUUGAUUUAUUCCUAUUUUCUGGCUUCAAAAGUACUUAAAUUUGAUGCAACACCUUCUCCUUCCAUUGGAGAAAAAAAAAAUCUCAUUCUUCAGAUUUUUGUAUUUAUUAGAACUAAUAAAUAAAUACAUGGAUGCAAUUG